Magnusiomyces paraingens is the source of this 516-nucleotide messenger RNA. RefSeq lists its product as uncharacterized. The transcript has a single exon. The record is from RefSeq and is a predicted model, not a curated record. Bases 1 to 516 code for a protein of 171 amino acids. NCBI's taxonomy places the organism in Eukaryota, Fungi, Ascomycota, Dipodascomycetes, Dipodascales, Dipodascaceae.
AUGCCGUGCACAAAAAAAAUCCCCAAAAUUUCUCGCGAAAAUAUAAAGAAGAGAAUUGAGCAAGGAGAGUCUUUUAGUAAAAUCAUGAUUGCAACUGGUGUAAGCAAGGCCACAAUCUCUCGCAUCAAGAAAACAAUGCCCAACUCACCAGCCAACAACAAGCCUGGCCGCAAGCGAGUCGUCAGUCCAGCUACAGAAAGCGCAAUGGUCAACAAAAUUCUAUCGGGUAAAAUUCAAACUACUAAAGAUCUAGCUAUGGCCACAAAACUCGAAAAUGGCAAAAAUCCCAGUCCCACAACAACCAGACGAAUCCUCAAAAGACAUAAUAUUACAAUGACUCCAGGAAGUGGGCUGGUGGUGAAACCAGACACUUAUGAAUUGGAUUCAAGUGCUACCGAAUACAGCGGCAAUGACGACGAGGAGUCAAGCGAAUGUAGUUCUAGCACCAGCGUCGAAGAUGUCAAAAUAGACUCUCCAUUGUUAAAAGGAAUAAAUGUUGAAUUAAAAAUGGUUUAA